Molecule: messenger RNA, 2315 nt
Organism: Kockovaella imperatae
Lineage: Eukaryota; Fungi; Basidiomycota; Tremellomycetes; Tremellales; Cuniculitremaceae
Exons: 17
Coding region: 127-2259 (710 amino acids)
Biological process (GO): NAD+ biosynthetic process
Cellular component (GO): cytoplasm
Molecular function (GO): glutaminase activity; ATP binding; NAD+ synthase (glutamine-hydrolyzing) activity
Source: RefSeq, a predicted model, not a curated record
AAAUUAAUCUUGGCUUUCGACCGCCAAAACACGUAACAGCGACCUCCACCUUUGAAUCCGGACUUCGUUUCUCCAGCGACAUCCUGCCUUGGUGACCCUCAGAGGCUCAGAGUCCAAUUGGCAGAGAUGCAUCUGGUCACGGUAGCUACUCAGCUGCAUCAAUGGGCACUUGAUUUUAGCGGGAACUGCGAACGGAUCUUGAAGUCCAUAGCUAUCGCCAAGGCGAGAGGUGCGAGCCUUCGAGUCGGACCAGAAUUAGAGAUACCAGGUUACGGAUGUCUUGACCAUUUCCUUGAGGGUGAUACCGUCUUACAUUCAUGGGAGGUGCUGUGUGAGCUGCUACAAAGUGAGACUACCAAGGACAUCGUGUGCGAUGUCGGAAUGCCAAUCGUCCACAAAAGCUCGACUUACAAUUGCCGAGUCAUCAUCCACAAUGGCAAGAUCGUGAUGAUCAGACCUAAAAUGUGGAUGGCCAACGAUGGCAACUAUCGGGAGCUGAGAUUCUUCACGCCUUGGUCAAAGCAUCGACAAGUCGAACAGCAUCCUCUGCCAGCGAUGGUCAGAGCCAUCACGGGCCAGACGACUGUACCCUUUGGAGAUGCUGUGGUGGCUACCGAAGAUACGGUCAUCGGCGUCGAAUUGUGCGAGGAGCUAUUUACACCGGCCUCGCCGCACAUUGACAUGGGUCUGGAUGGUGUGGAGAUUUUCACGAACUCGUCAGCAAGUCAUCAUGAGCUGCGGAAACUGAACAAGCGUGUCGACCUGAUCAAGGAAGCGACUUCAAAGCUCGGUGGGAUCUACCUGUAUGCAAAUCAGCAAGGGUGCGAUGGCGAUCGACUGUAUUACGACGGAGCAGCCAUGAUCGCCAUGAACGGCCAGAUACUCGCGCAAGGUUCCCAAUUCUCCCUUUCAGACGUGGAAGUUAUCUCUGCCACUAUCGAUCUCGAAGCUGUCCGAGCUCAUCGGACGACCAGUAGUAGGAGGAUGCAAUCUGCUCAAUCAGAUCCCUAUGAGCGAGUCUGGCUCGAUACGAGAUUGGAUGGAGGAGCUGCUCUGAGGAUAGGCGAAGAGGAGACGAGAGCGGGAGAGUUCAAGUAUCACACGCCUGAAGAGGAGAUUGCACUCGGCCCAGCGUGUUAUCUGUGGGACUAUCUUCGACGGUCACGAACCCAGGGGUACUUUAUCCCUUUAUCAGGAGGGAUAGAUAGCUGUGCAACGGCCACAAUCGUGUACAGCAUGUGUCGUCUAGUCUCUGAAGCUGCGCUUGCUGGAGACUCUCAAGUACUAGAAGACGUCAGGAGGAUCGUCGGAGAGCCCAAUUCGACAUACAUCCCUUCAGAUCCGAAAGAGUUCUGUGGUAGGAUAUUCCAUACUUGUUAUAUGGGUACCGAGAACUCUAGCCCAGAUACCAGGAAACGCGCAAAGGACCUCGCAGAGGCUAUUGGAGCGUAUCAUGUUGAUCUGAACAUGGAUACAGCCGUCACUGCCGUCAAGGGCAUCUUCAGUAUCGUCAUGGGCAAGACGCCGAGAUUCAAAGUACAUGGCGGAUCGAAUGCUGAGAAUCUUGCGUUGCAAAAUAUCCAGGCCCGACUACGCAUGGUUGUCGGAUACAUGUUUGCCCAGCUCCUUCCCUGGGCUAGGGGCAAGUCUGGGGGAUUGCUGGUGUUGGGUAGUGCGAAUGUGGAUGAGAGUCUGAGAGGAUACCUGACCAAGUACGACUGCUCGAGUGCCGAUGUCAAUCCCAUUGGCGGGAUCAGUAAGACCGAUUUGAAGCGUUUCAUCUCGUACGCCGAGAAAGCUUUCGAUUUGCCCAUACUGCAGAGCUUUCUCGAUGCCAUUCCCUCGGCUGAACUCAUCCCGAUCGGUGCUGACAACGCGGUCCAAUCUGACGAAGUGGAGAUGGGCAUGACGUACGACGAAUUGUCCGUUUUUGGUCGAUUACGAAAGGUCGAAAAGUGUGGACCGUAUAGCAUGUUUGGAAAGCUGGUCCAGGAGUGGGGAACAUUCUUGUCGCCCACCCAGAUCGCCGAAAAGGUCAAGCACUUUUUCUUCACACACGCCAUUAACAGACACAAAAUGACCACCAUCACUCCGGCUGUUCAUAUGGAGUCCUAUAGUCCAGACGAUAAUCGGUUCGACUUGCGACCUUUCCUCUACCCUGCGCGAUUCGAUCAUCAAUUCCACCGUAUAGACACCCUUGCUGCUCAAUUGCCGAAUCGAGCCACGCAGCCAGGCUCAGAGAAGACCAAGGUCGACUAGAGAUGUACGUAUGAGCGUGACUGCCUUAUUAUCAUUUCUUUGGCAUUUGAAAGUCA